Molecule: messenger RNA, 1623 nt
Organism: Linum trigynum
Lineage: Eukaryota; Viridiplantae; Streptophyta; Magnoliopsida; Malpighiales; Linaceae
Source: the annotation of a GenBank genome assembly
GACCGGUUUGGGUUCGGGCGGAUCCCCGAUUCACUAGGAUUUUGGGCCAACCCAAUUGACAACUUGGCAUAUGAGAGAGAUGACUCCACUCGAGUCCAAAGUCCAAAAUCUCUCAUAAAAUCUUGUGGUCUUGCGGAGCCCGAAUUAGAUUCGAAUAGCCAUUCCAUUCCACCAAAACAUGAAUCACCAAACCCUCAUAAACAGUCACGCCGGAUUUGGAGAUGCAGUCCGCCUCUGCAAUCCUUUGGCCCGACUGCCAUUGCCCCAUCCCAUCCUUUCUCAUUGAUUUCGGUCUCAGCCCCAAAUUCACACCCUCGUCCCUUCCCCUUCCCCUUCCCCGGCGCCGCGAACCCUACAGAAAGCUCUGCUCCCUCACCGCUCCCGCAACCAACAAUUGCAGCAAAGAACAGUUGGGGGUAUCCCAGAGCAACAGAAGCGGCACCAGAUCGUCUCCACAUCGACCUCACUCCUACUCGGUGUUGGACGAAUUCCACUCUUCGGCUGGACUUACCGUCUUCGUUAGCCACAACCCGGUAGACGGAACUGAAUCACCUGCCGAAAGGAGAGCAACUGUUGACGAGUUUGAGGUCGGGGUGCACACAGCGCUUUGCACAAACAUGUGGUGGCCUGACUUGAGAGCGGCAUUCGGGCAGCGAAUUAGCUUUGAAGGGAUUGUUUCCGCGGCGAGGGUCCUCCUCAGGGAUCGACAUUUAGCCCUGCCUCAUAUGGCGGUGCCUGAUAUUAGGUACAUCGAUUGGGUUGAACUUCGUAAGCGUGGUUUCAAAGGUGUGGUUUUUGACAAGGAUAACACCAUUACCGUACCUUACUCGUUGGCGCUAUGGGCACCUCUUGGCCCAUCCAUGGAGGAGUGUAAAUCCGUUUUUGGGAACGAUAUUGCUGUUUUUAGCAACUCUGCUGGGCUGCGGGAAUAUGAUUACAAUGGUUCAAAAGCCAGGGCACUGGAAAGGGCUAUUGGAAUCAAAGUCGUUAGACAUAGAGUAAAGAAACCAGCUGGAACUGCUGAAGAAAUCGAAAACCAUUUUGGCUGUACAUCCUCACAACUUAUCAUGGUAGGAGAUAGAACAUUCACAGAUAUUGUUUAUGGGAAUCGAAACGACUUUCUUACAAUAUUAACGAAGCCACUAAGUACGGCAGAGGAGCCUUUCAUUGUCAGGCAGGUGAGGAAAUUGGAAAUAGCCAUUCUAAAUUACUGGCUUAGAAGAGGGAUCAAGCCAACCGCUCAUCAUUUGCUACCUGAUCCAACUGAAUGUGUGAAAGACAAUCCAUUGAUUUCCUAAGCAAACAGAUAUGUAGAACAGUUUUACAUCGACCCGUGUCUUAGCAAGUUUGAUAGUUGAUUUCAAUUUUAUAUUUCAUUUAUUCCGAUGUUAUCUUUUCAUCAUCAGCAAACGAAUGGAAAAGGAAACCUAGAUAAGAGAUGAUGAAAUCAUUUAUGCAGAACUAGAAUAAUUAGGCAACAAACAAGGAAAGGAAUGCAUAUAUUUAGUUUAAUCCAACCAGUGAAGUAGUGUUCUCAUGGACAGGGAAUUCUUGUUAAAAUUACCAACACAUGUAAGCUAACAGUUUCUCUCCUUCAGUUCACAACAAAGCAAAUUAUUGCGA